GAACGACAACUCAGGGUAGAGAUGGAACUGCAAGUGAUUGCGAAGUUGCUUGCCGAAUUUUUAAAAUUUUGUGAAGAACCUUGAAGAGAGUACAAUAGUUGGACCAUUCCUAUGGUUUUAGUCAGGAUUGAUUCAAGUGCAAUAGAAAACACUCUGAUUACUACCAUCUACACUCCAUUCCAUUUUAUGGUGAUGUGCACAGAUUUUGAUUUACUGGAUAUUUUACCAGCAGGCUCACUAAGGCAAAAUGUAUGCAAAGGAGAAGAAUUCAUGAACAGAUUGGACAAACUCAUUACGGGCUUAAAGGAUAUCCAAGAAAAGGUAAAAAAAGAUGAGAACAAACUCCAGUUUGAUAAAAGUACAGACAAACAUAUGGAAUCACCCUCAGAUGAUUCUCCUGGAGAGAUGGAGGUGGAGGAGAGUGAUCGUGUGCAAUGUAAGACAGAAAACACCAGGCAGAUUCCGCUCUCUGACAAACCUAAUGAAAGGGACAAUCUUACCAAGAACAAUGUGCAGAUCAAAGCAUCCACUCAGGAGAUAGAAAGAAGAAUUGCUGCUUUCAUUGAACAAAAGAGGCAGGAAGUGGAUGAAAUUAACAUCAGAGAGUUUUGUCCAACAGCCACUCCUUCUUUAGAUUUGGACAGUAGCUGUGCUCGUGUUGAUUCUGUGUUCGACACUAGGGUCAGUGGGAAAAGUCAUAUUAAAGUGACACGAGUAGUAAAUCUUCAAGGACCGCAGACCCUGGUCAGUCAGUUUAAACCUGAUGCUGUGAUCAAGAAGGAGCUGGAGGAGGAUCCAGGGUUUUUCACUGGUAUAGAGGAGCGGCUACAGAAUAUAGAAUCCCACCUCAAAGUCAAUAAACGAGAACAAAGAACUAGCCUUUUCGACAGAGUGAAGAAGAUGGAGGAAAGAAUUCUCUUCCUGGAGAGUCUGUCACCUGAAUACUUCAGCAGUGGCCUCCCUCUACCUCCAUCUUCCAAAAGAAAAAGAGCAUCUGAAGGAAUGCCCAGUAAAUUCCAGGAUGUGAAUAAUAUGGACUUAUCUGAUAUUGAUGAUAGAAUCCGAGUGCUUAGAGAAUCCUUGAGGCAGAGAGCCAUGCAUAAAGUAUAACAUUUCAGAUCUUCAUUCAUAUUUCAUCAUUACUGGUGCAAUUUCCUGAACCCAGUUUUUAAAACAAUAAUUAUGUCAUAUUUCAUUGUUGUUGGUGUAAUGUAUAUCAUUAAAUACUAUAGAGUC
Messenger RNA from Ostrea edulis (European flat oyster), 1236 nucleotides. Its product is annotated as MAP3K12-binding inhibitory protein 1-like. The transcript has 10 exons. The record is from RefSeq and is a predicted model, not a curated record. Lineage: Eukaryota; Metazoa; Mollusca; Bivalvia; Ostreida; Ostreidae. The coding region runs from base 112 to 1110 and encodes 332 amino acids.